This is a messenger RNA of Dunckerocampus dactyliophorus (ringed pipefish), 11298 nucleotides long. It is a transcript of the gene grin2bb, whose product is annotated as glutamate receptor, ionotropic, N-methyl D-aspartate 2B, genome duplicate b. Bases 1546 to 6786 code for a protein of 1746 amino acids. Gene Ontology annotation, biological process: excitatory postsynaptic potential; monoatomic ion transport; synaptic transmission, glutamatergic. NCBI's taxonomy places the organism in Eukaryota, Metazoa, Chordata, Actinopteri, Syngnathiformes, Syngnathidae. The transcript has 16 exons. Gene Ontology annotation, cellular component: plasma membrane; NMDA selective glutamate receptor complex; postsynaptic density membrane. The record is from RefSeq and is a predicted model, not a curated record. Gene Ontology annotation, molecular function: transmitter-gated monoatomic ion channel activity involved in regulation of postsynaptic membrane potential; NMDA glutamate receptor activity.
ACUAUCGUUUAGUGUCUGUCUAUCUAUCUGUCUGUCUGUGUGAAUUUGUGUGUACUUGACAUAAAACACACAUCAGUAUCACAUACAUGUACUGAAUCAGGGUUUCUCAAACUUCAGGGCCAGCUUUUACUGGGAAGGCCGGGAAAAUAUUAGUAUUUCACAUCAAGCAGGCACACGGGACUUUUGGAUUGAUGUUUGGUGUAAAUGUAUGGCUUUUUUGUUCUUUAUCAUUACUUUAUCUACUGUUAAUGUCCACGCUGUGGCAAUACAUGACAUAUUUUCUAUUCAGUUCAAGCUUGGGGAUCCCUGACUAAAUUAUACAAUAACAAUUUCAUCUGUACUUCAGUUUUUAGUCAGUACACAUAUAAUAUACACUCAAAGUAUUUUCUUGUUAAAAGAAGAACAUUUGUAACCUUUUUAAACUGUUGACUGGAAAUGAUACUCUGAUCCUAAUACGUAUUUAUUUCAUUCAUUUAUAUUUGAACAUUGUAUUAUUUGAUUUAGUUUUUAAAAUUUUUAUUGUAAUUAUUAUUAUUUUUAAUGCACCUUCUCCAAAACAGAAAUUUUCAAACAUUAUAAGAUUUCAUUGGCUUGAAUGACUGUAUAGAAAAUGUAAACUCUAAUCAUUUUGUUUUUAUUUGAAUGACAUCUUCACCGAAAAGAGAUUGAGACAGACUGAUAGACGGAUAGACAGAUUAUAUAACAGACGUGGCUAAGUGAGCUCAUCCCUCUGUCACAUUUCCCUCAUUUUUGUUUAUGUUGUGCUUUACCGUCACAUCCCUUUUUAACCUUAAGGUGAAACACUGCCAUCUUUCUUAUGAAAGGAAAAAAUGGACGGCUCCUUUUUUGCUCUGUCUCUGUAUUUACCUGCGCUCCCUGUAAAACAUCUGCAUUGUGCUCUGUAAAUUAUGUUUUGCAGAAGAGAGUUAAUUAGAUUGAAGAAGAGAAGAGCCAACAUCGAGUCGGGAAACCGCUAAACAUGGCUGGCUAGCAACUGAAUUCAACAGGCGAAGAGAGAGGAAGAGAGGAGAGAAGAAGAGAAUAUAAAUACAUACGGUACACUGGUUCUCAUCUUCUCAUCUCCACGGCAACUGCACAGACUUCUGGGAGGAGACCUGGCUGAGUUGUAGAUAGUCAGUGUUGGAGCAGAGCUUAUGGAAAAAAUGCCAAUGAGCCAACAUUCCUCCAUGAUGUUCCAUCAUUCAACAUCUUUUAUUUUCUUGUGGUUCACCUUUUAGGCCUGGUGGUCAACAAGUUCAAAUUUCAGCCUUAUAUCACUCAUUUUGUAUUGUAUCUACACAACCACAGCCCUUUGCAUCCUCACACUGAUACACCCCCGCCCCUGCACUGCCCUGCUCCAACCAGCGGUUCUCAGCCAGAGACCACUCUGUUGCAACACCUUGCAACGCUCCCCCGCCCUCAAACUUCCGUGAGUGACUUCCUGUGCCCACUGACCCUUCAUCCGAGGCUAUGAGAGGAGGAGUCGAAUCCCAGCUCACUCCAUCAUGCCAGUUGUGAAGAGCAGAGAGGAGAUCCGGGCUGGCAAUGUUCAAGGGACGGAAUUUACACUACUCCGCAAUGCUUGUCAGCCUCCUUCCGUCUCCAUCCUGCCUUCAGGACAAACGCCUUCUCUCCUCCUCCUCUUGCCCCCUUCAUUCCUCUAUUCGGCCCCAAAAACAGUUAGCGCAUCACCCGAAUCACUGGCCGCGGCUGCUCCUGCCCUUCCUCAUCAUCUCACUGCUCCUGCAACCUGUUUGCGGGGCACGCAGGGCUGGAGGUCCAGGCACAGGUUCAGGAGGAGCCCCAGUAGGUCAGGGUGGCCCGAGGGGAGGCAGCACGCAGCGAGGCGUUGUCAUCCCCCCGCAGUACUCUCCUGGACCACAAGCUCUUCCGCCAAUCAACCCCAAACUCAUCAGCUCUCUCAGUAUUGCUGUCAUCUUGGUAGGGAACUCUAGUGAAUUGGCCCUGGGAGCGGGACUUGAAAAAGAGGACUUCCUGCAUAUCCCCUACCCACCAAAAGUGGAGGUGGUCACCAUGAACGAGACCGAUCCAAAGAGUAUCAUCCGUCAAAUCUGUGCACAAAUGACAAGGAACUCGCUGCAAGGCGUUGUUUUUGGUGAUGACACGGACCAGGAGGCCAUCGCUCAGAUACUGGACUUCAUCUCAGCUCAGACUCACAUCCCCAUUCUGGGCAUCAGAGGAGGAUCCUCCAUGGUCAUGGCAGCCAAGGACGACAACUCCAUGUUUUUCCAGUUUGGUCCGUCCAUCGAGCAGCAGGCCUCCGUCAUGUUGAACAUCAUGGAGGAAUACGACUGGUACAUCUUCUCAAUUGUCACCACAUACUACCCGGGCUACCAGGACUUCGUCAACAAGGUCCGUAGUACCAUCGAGAACAGCUUUGUGGGCUGGGAACUGGAGGAAGUCCUCUUACUGGACAUGUCAGUGGAUGACGGUGACUCCAAGAUCCAGAAUCAGUUAAAGAAACUGCAGAGUCCGGUCAUCCUGCUCUACUGCACAAAGGAGGAGGCCACCACAAUCUUUGAGGUGGCUCAUUCAGUGGGUCUAACGGGUUACGGCUUCACCUGGAUCAUUCCCUCGCUGGUGGCUGGAGACGCGGACCACGUGCCCGCUGUUUUCCCUACAGGGCUGAUCUCUGUGUCGUACGAUGAGUGGGAUUACAACAUCGAGGCCAGGGUGCGUGAUGCAGUCGCUGUCAUCGCCACUGCCACAUCCACCAUGAUUCUGGACCGGGGACCUCACACCUUGUUGAAGUCCAGCUGCCUUGGCACCCUCGACAAGAAGAGCACAAGCACCGGCCACUCGAAGGAAAUACUCAGGUACAUCAUGAAUGUGACAUUUGAAGGGCGUAACCUGUCAUUCAGCGACGAGGGCCACCAGAUUUUCCCCAAACUGGUCAUCAUCCUUCUCGACAAGGACAGACAAUGGGACAGGGUGGGCAAGUGGGAGAGAGGCUCUCUGGCCAUGAAGUACCACGUGUGGCCUCGCUUUGAGCUGUUCACCACGGCAGAGGACCACGAGGACCACCUGUCCAUCGUCACGCUGGAGGAGGCGCCCUUUGUCAUAGUCGAGGAUGUGGAUCCACUGAGUGGUACCUGCAUGAGGAACACCGUGCCUUGUCGGAAACAGCUCAAACUCAGCAACCAAACGACCAAUUCGGGCAUCUACAUCAAGCGCUGCUGCAAAGGCUUUUGCAUCGACAUCCUGAAGAAGAUCGCCAAGACAGUCAAGUUCACAUAUGACCUCUACCUGGUCACUAAUGGUAAACACGGCAAGAAGGUUAACGGGACAUGGAAUGGCAUGGUUGGAGAGGUGGUGCUGAAGAACGCUCAUAUGGCAGUAGGCUCGCUCACCAUCAACGAGGAGAGGUCGGAGGUCAUCGACUUCUCCGUGCCGUUCAUUGAGACGGGAAUCAGCGUCAUGGUCUCUCGUAGCAAUGGGACUGUGUCGCCCUCUGCCUUCUUAGAGCCCUUCAGUGCCGACGUGUGGGUGAUGAUGUUUGUGAUGCUGCUGAUUGUGUCAGCCGUGGCCGUGUUUGUGUUUGAGUACUUCAGCCCGGUGGGUUACAAUCGCUGCCUGGCAGAUGGGAGAGAGCCCGGCGGUCCCUCCUUCACCAUCGGAAAGGCCAUCUGGCUGCUUUGGGGUCUGGUUUUCAACAACUCUGUUCCAGUGCAGAAUCCCAAAGGUACCACCAGUAAGAUCAUGGUGUCAGUGUGGGCCUUUUUCGCUGUCAUCUUCUUGGCUUCCUACACUGCCAACCUGGCAGCCUUCAUGAUCCAGGAGGAGUACGUCGACCAGGUGUCGGGCCUGUCAGACAAAAAGUUCCAGAAGCCUAACGAAUUCUCACCGCCAUUCCGCUUUGGCACCGUGCCCAAUGGGAGCACAGAGCGCAACAUCCGGAACAACUACCGGGACAUGCAUGCCUACAUGACCAGCUUCCACCAGAAGAAUGUGGACGAGGCCCUGUACAGUCUCAAGACUGGCAAACUGGACGCCUUCAUCUACGACGCUGCAGUACUCAACUACAUGGCGGGCAGAGAUGAAGGCUGCAAGCUAGUCACUAUUGGCAGUGGCAAGGUGUUUGCCUCCACUGGCUACGGCAUCGCCAUCCAGAAGGACUCAGGCUGGAAACGUGCUGUUGAUCUGGCCAUCCUCAUGUUGUUUGGAGACGGUGAGAUGGAGGAGUUGGAGGCCUUAUGGCUUACAGGUAUCUGCCACAAUGAGAAGAACGAGGUGAUGAGCAGUCAGCUGGAUGUAGACAACAUGGCAGGGGUCUUCUACAUGCUUGGGGCUGCCAUGGUUCUGUCAUUUAUCACCUUCAUCUGUGAACAUUUGUUCUACUGGCAGCUGCGCUUCUGCUUCAUGGGCGUGUGUUCCGGAAAGCCCGGGGUCACCUUCUCCAUUAGCAGGGGUAUCUACAGCUGCAUUCAUGGCGUCCAAAUUGAAGAAAACAAGUCGACCAUUGACUCACCUUCAUCGAGCAUAAAGAAGAAUAUGAACAACACCCACUCGAACAUCUUGCGAUUGCUCCGCACUGCCAAAGACAUGACUGCAGUGCCCGGCAUUAAUGGUUCUCCGCACGCGGCCCUGGAAUACAAUCACAGUGGUCGCGAGUCUGCCAUCUAUGACAUCCAGGAGCACCGACGCAGUUUAGUGGGGCACCCUGCAGAUUGUAAGUCAGCGCCGCCCUACUUACAAGAGGACAACAUGUUCACGGACUACAUCAGCGAGGUGGAGAGGACUUUUGGGAACUUGCCCCUGAAGGACAACAACUUGUACCAGGACCCUUACCGGCACCACCACCCUGUCUCGGCUUUGGGUAUGUCCGGCCCCCCACCUAAUAGGCCGCGUAGCUUAGGCAGUGCUAGCUCGUUGGAAGGGGGCAUGUUUGAUUGUGAAAGUUUGGGGGGAGGAGUAGCACCCAUCUUUACCACACAGCCCCGCCCCUCCAUGACUCACAGGAAUACCAAUAAGUUUGACCUGAUUGCAGGUCACCCCCCUGCGGAUUCCAACCAGGUUGGGUUCAAGGGAAGCAAUGUGUACGGGAGGUUUUCAUUCAAAGGAGGUGCAUCCAGCACAGGGCUCAUUGGGGGUCACGAGAGGUACUGUGGUGGAGGUGGGGGCGGGGGAGGCUCAGGGGGUGACGAUGGAAACAUUCGCUCUGACGUGUCGGAUAUCUCCACUCACACCGUCACCUACGGCAAUCUGGAGGGCAACGCCAAACGUCAUAAACAGUACAGGGACAGCCUGAAAAAGAGGCCAGCCUCAGCCAAGUGCAGACGGGAGCAGGACGAGAUAGAGCUGAGCGGCUUCAGGAGGAGACCCCACCACCACACCGUCCACCACCACUUCCCUCACGGGCCCCUGGCACACCGCACCAUCUCACCUCCACUGGAGCGGAAGCGAGGAGGGGGUAACUCUUCACCUUAUUUAUUCCGCAAAGACAAAGAGAACUUGAGGGAAUUUUAUGCUGACCAAUUCCGCUCUAAGGAGGGCAAGUGGGAGCAAGAGGGUGGAAGUGGAGGAAGUGGUGUGGGCGUCGGUAGCGGUGGUGGUAUCUGUAGAAGUUUAGUUCCUGUGGAGGACUUUCUCAAAGGUAAAGGCAAGAAGCAGGACUCUAAAGGUGGGCUUGGGUCUGUGUCGGCAGGUCAGCAGGCCCACACCUGCUGGGAGAAGGCAGUUUCUGGACUGGGAGGAGGAGGCAUAGCCGGAGGUGACUGGGAGUGUCGGAACUGCCACAGUGUAUGUCACCACGGUGGAGGUUUAGGAGGUUCGUGUCCAGCUAGUGGGGUUGGGGGAACCAGCAGUCGCCCAAGCUCUGCUAGCUGCAAACGCUGUGACUCCUGUAAGAUUCAGCCGAGCAACCUUUACAACAUCAGCGAGGAUAACAACAUGGUGUUCUCUGGAGGGAAGAACAACAUAGGAGGGGGUCAAACACAAACUCAGGCACAGCGCAGGAAGCUUGGGCCAGGUGGGAGGGUCUUAAGGAGACAGCAUUCUUAUGAUACGUUUGUGGACCUGCAGAGGGAGGGGUCAGGACGCAUGGGAGGAGUCGGCGGGGGUGGCGGGGGCCAGUUUGGCCAGCCCCGAAGCGUGAGCCUGAAAGACAAAGACCGCUACAUGGAGGGCCCCAGCCCUUACGCUCAUAUGUUUGAGAGGUAUGCAGGGGAAAGAGAGUCUCCCGUGUUCGGAGGAAUAGGCGGAGACAGGGCAAAAGGAGGCUCCUCCUUUAGUUUGUUUCGUGGAGGCGAAGGUGGGUUGCAUCGGAGGUCAGUGGGGGAGAGAGACCUAAGAGACAGGGACAGGGCUAUGAUGGGAGGGAGCGGUGGUGGUGAUAGCAGAGGCACCGGGACUUACUCCUUGUCUAAAUCUCUCUACCCAGAUAAGGUGAACCAGAACCCCUUCAUCCCAACCUUCGGCGAUGACCAGUGUCUUUUACACGGUGCCAAACCGUACUACAUCAAAAAGCCACAGACGCAGCAACAACAGCAGCAGCAGCUACUCAACAACAGCCGAGGAGGAGGGGACUUCCGGGGCUCCAUGGGGGCCGCUUCUUAUUUGCCCGCAUCGGCCACGGCCGGGGUCAUGUCCAAUGUAGCCCCCAGGUUCCCUAAAGAUCUGUGUGUAGGCGGGAUGGGCAACCACCUGGGGGCCAACAAGCUCAUGCCUGGGGGCCGGGACACGUUAGGUUUGGGGCAGAGACCCUUCAACGGUGCCAGCAAUGGACACGUCUAUGAAAAGCUCUCUAGCAUAGAGUCAGACGUCUGAGGGAAGAAGUGACCAGAAGAAACAGGUGAAGACAAGAAAUGAGAAAAACAUACAGUCAAGAAAAACAGCACAGUGCAGUGUCCUCUUUGUGUGAAGAUAAGGUGACGACAUGAGUGGGUUUUGUUCUCAUGCCACUAAACGGAACAGUUUGGACAAUGAGGCUGCUUGAAGCCAACCUGUGGUCCAGCCCGGCGGACGGCACGUUUUUUAACAAGAAGGGAGGAUUGUGGUGCUGGGAAGGAGGUAGGGAUAGACAGAUGGAGGAGGGUGGGAGGGCAAGGUUCUCUUUACAAGCUCAUUGUUCCAAAACACAAUUUUUGUUACACAACGAUAAUACAAUCAACACUGCUGAAGUAACAGGGUAAAUUAACAACAAUUGUACCAAUAGUGUUAAUAUUAUUGCUGAGUAUUACUCAAGUGUUUCAAGAUGAUUGGUUUGGGGUGUUUUCCAAUUUGAUUUAUUCAAGUAGUGUUUCUAGUUGUUUCUUAGCUUACGAAUUUGACAGGAGACUUGUGGACCAUCUCUGAUAUUUUAGACACUCCUGUCAUUUUUGAUUCUUCUUUGCAAUUAAUUCUAUCUUUAUGCUUGAGUUUGUUUGUUUUGUUUUUUUUUACUUUUCUAAAUUUUGGAGUAUUGUGAUGUGUAUGUGACAAAAAGGCAUGACUUGCUAAGUACAAUGUACUUAAUGGCUUACUUUUUCAAAGCUCUUUUUCAACUGCACAAGCAACAUCAUCACACUGAUUUGCCCUUCCUUAUUUGCUUUUUUUUCUCACCAAAAGGGUCUCACAUUUGGAGCUGGAUGUGCCUUAAAGGAUUAAUGUUUCACCUGCAGUCAGUUUGUUCCAAUGUCAGGGUAAAAUCUGCUGGAAUUUUCUUCAAAGGAGUCGUGCAUGAAAAGGCAGUUAGUUUGACAAUGACAAACAUUCAGGCAACUGUUAUUUAACUCAAAUGAAAAUAGAAAAUAGAGAGCAGGCUCACAUUUUUCAAAUCUGAUCCCUCAGAAGAAAUAUUGUAAUUGUUAAGCCAUUGUGCCACAAUUAUAAUUUUCAUCUUUAUCAACUGAGACUCCAUAAAAACCUUAAAUUCAUUUGAACGUAAAUGAUCACCUGCUUGUUGCUUUAAUUGCAUUUUUACUGACUCAGUUGGCCAUAACGCACUUUCUGUGUUCAAGACAGAAUGAGACCUCUGUUGCUGGGUUGAGCAGCUGUGCAUGUUAAUUCUGUCAUAAUUAAGGCUAUAAUAUGCCUGUGUUGGAUGGCAACAGAUAAUGUCAGAUCAGGGUUGUCACGACUGAGCCAUAAUGAGUAUUACCACUGUAUUUUUAAUGAAGGAAAGGCACUGUUUACAACACAGCUCUAGACUCGUCUUACCUGAUAUUUAAAGGAGUCACUUGACGUUUUGAGAAAGAAGCUUUUUAUUUUAAUGACUUACAGGAAAGACCCUGAAAAAUUAAGCUCCAGUCAGCUGCAAGUGAGCUUGGUGUGAAAAGUGGUAACUCACACAAGCACAGUGCAUAGUCUGAAUAUACUGUAGGCGCCUAAAAUCUAAACCAAUGUCAAAUUUUUGUUUUUGAGAGUAAAGAUUGUGUGUGUAUUUAAGAAGCUUUGUUCGCAGAUUUAAGAAUUUUUGCACUUCUUUUUCUGAACUGCUGCUCAAACUCAAACUCAGUGGAACCUCCAAAGUCGACCACAAUCCAUUCGCUUCCAUUUCCACUUUUUUACGUGGAGAUCAAUUAAUUCAUUGUUGUGAUGGCAUAAAAAUUAACACAAAGACUUCAAAUAAUCCACAAAGUCAGGAAGGUUUGCGGUAAUAGUGUUGAAUUAUGAAGUCAUGGCAAGUAGGGUGACCAAGGAAAUGCCCUGUUUCCACGUCCUGUCCUGGCUAUCCUGAGGUUUUUUUUUUAUGAAAAUGUCUUCAUUUAAAGAUUUUGUGUUUGUUGUUCUUUGAGCCAUUAAAUGAACCAGCAUUAGGGCGCUGCUGCCGUGUGGGUGGCUUUUUAAAUCAGUGUUGCCAAAAAUCUGCAAAAAGCCAAAGAAAAAGCAAAACCUAUGCACGUAGUUAAUCCUUCGACGCUUGCCAAAUUGAAGUCUGCUCAAAUACUCAAGUCUUUGUGAUUUUAGAGGGCACAUUUUUCCCAAAAAUACUGGUUACAUUCCAAAACUUAACAAGCAUUUGACCUCAGGUUCCUGUGUCGUUCUGUUUUUGGAAUUUGUGUCUUUGGUUAUAGAUAGCAUUUUUUAGGGGUGUGACGGUUCACAUAGAUGUAUUGAACCGUUUCGGUUCUGCAUGUUCGGUUCAGUCCACUUGCGUACCGUUUCGUUAUAUUUUAUGCUAUUUUUCUCAUUAAAUGUAUUUAUUACUAGAGUGAUGUAAGCGCUUUACACGGAACUAAAGUCCUGGACGAGUUUCCGCACGGACACCUCUGAGUGUCGGACACUACUGACUGAAAGGGAGGAACGCUAUUAGAGCGUAGGCAUGACAAAUGGCAUCAUGGCAAAUGCGAGCGAGAAGCCUGAGCUGGAAGACCCUCCAUUCUCACUACGGUCUCCUGUUUGGGAACUUUGGCUUCCCUGUUAAAAUUACGGAUAGACGAAGGCAAGUGGAUAAAUCAAAAGUUGUGUGUCGACAUUGUUCCACUGAUAUCGGGUGCUGCAGGAAACACGUCUAACAUGUUAGCGCACUUAAAACGGCAUCACCCGGCAGUGAAUGUUAGUGCAAACACCAAUAACGUCAGCAUAUAAACAACCUCUAGCAAACAAUUCGGGCCAAACAGUAACACAUGGUAUUGGAGUUUUGAUAGCCACAAGAUUACGUCCAUAUUCAGUUGUUGAGAGCGCUGGCUUUAAGUACAGUCAUGGAACAAAUCAUUAGACCACCCUUAUUUCUUCGGUUUCUUGUUUAUUUUAAUGCCUGAUACAACUAAAGUUACCUUUGUUUGGACAAAUAUAACAAUGACAACAACAAUAGCUCAUAAGACUUAAAUUGUUGGCAGUACAAUGCUAUAGCUACAGUAAGUGAUUUUGAUUAUUAUCGAGAAAACCAUGGAAGUUGCUAGAUAUCAGCUCUUAAAUUAAACUCUUAUGAGCUAUAUUUGUUAUCAUCAUUAUAUUUGUCCAAACAAAUGUACCUUUAGUUGUACCAGACAUUAGAAUGGAUCAAUAAACUGAAGAAACAAUGGUGGUCUAAUCAUUUUUUCCAUGACUGUAUAUGAUUAAAGUUCUUGAACCUCUCUACGAAAUACCAUCACGUCCUCACUUUAGCCAGAAAGUUAUAGCAGCACUUUAUGAAAAAGCUAAAAGUGAUGUCGUCAACGAGCUAUCACAUGAGUCUGCUAUUUCACUUAUGACAGAUGUUUGGACUUCACGCGCAACAGAGAGCUAUUUAACUGUAAUUGUGCCACAAUGUUUAAACAAUUCUUUCAAUACAACAGUUUAUUUUAUUGUUAUUUUUCUAUUUAAAAAAAACUUGGAGUCUAAUUUAUUUGAAAUAUCACCCAAAUGGGUCACUUAUUUAAAAAAAAGUUAUGUUUGGCUUUUUUUUUUUAUGAAAGCAUUUUAAGUAUUUUUUUUUUUUGCCUUUUUUGUACGAAAAAAUUAACCGACCCGAGCACGUCAAGAAACUGAACCACACCAAAAUUACAUUUUUGUGUACCGUUACACCCGUAGUAUUUCGUAAUGUAACAGCUUUCUAUCCAUACACAGGAGGCAUACUGUCAAUCACUGUCGGCUGCUGGUCUUUGGAACAGGGGAAGCACAAAUUUAAAGGGGAAGUUCAGCUUCCCUUGCAGUCAAUGAGCAAUCGCCACUGGCUGCAGAGGCAUGUUGCUGUGUCGGGUGCCGCUCGGCCACUUAGCCUGUCAUGGCAUUUUGGUCAAUUUUUACUUUUAUACACAAAAAAACUCCAACUUCCAAGCCACUGCUCGCAAUGGUGCGUGCAUUCAUUAAUAAAUAGACAAUGCCAGUGGCGAUUGCUCAUUGGCUACAAGGGAAGCUGAACUUCUUCUUUAAGUUUGAGCUUCCCCUGUUUCAAAGACCAGCGGAAGCACCGUGACAUCCAGUAUCAGCCACCGUGAGCCACCGUGGGGUUUCAAACCAGAGUCCCCCUUGUAGAGCAACAAUAGACUCACUAGCAAUGCGCCAUACAAGCGUUUAAAGAGAGGGCAACUCCAACAAAUUAAGUAGGAUAGCUGCGAUCACCAUGGAUACAAUAUUUUACAAUAUUUUAACCAUUAUCUCCUUAUGUUCGGAUACACAGUCACUAAUAUGCCUCACUUACAAUACUGCUAGUAGCUUCGAGUUAGUGACUCAUUUCCAUCGUCGAUCGGCAACACACCGGUACUUGUAAAGUCAGCCAAAUGUGGCAAGCAUAAAUAGAACAUCAUCUGAGGCAGUUCACCAUCAAUAUCUAUCUAAUAACAUGACAAAACUAUAAAAUCCUUGAAUUAAAAUACAUCUCCUGACCAGUCAGCCAUUGAGGGCAUGACUUAGCUUGUUGAACAGUUUUGCUUUUGA